Molecule: messenger RNA, 1354 nt
Organism: Acyrthosiphon pisum (pea aphid)
Lineage: Eukaryota; Metazoa; Arthropoda; Insecta; Hemiptera; Aphididae
Product: cysteine dioxygenase-like
Biological process (GO): L-cysteine catabolic process
Molecular function (GO): ferrous iron binding; cysteine dioxygenase activity
Source: RefSeq, marked provisional
AGAAUGAAUGACCAGUUCAUGAUACGAGCACGAGUGUAUAGUUGCGUGCAAACAAUCAAACUAAUAAGGUUCAAGAACUCGAUCAAUAAGAAAACUCAAACUAUACCUACUUGUUGAUUCAUUCGACGUAUAUAAAAUUGUUCAGCUCGCAUAAUUCAAAUUUAAAGGUGUUGUUAUGAAACGCGUCAGUCAGCAGCAACAGCAGCAGUGCAUCAAGAGAAGAGAGGCCCCGACCACGACGAUGGACGAAGACGACAACGAGCGACAACAGCUGAUGCCGUGGCCGACGAAGAGGCCGUGCAGCCGGGUGACGCAAGAGCAAGUGCAACGGGACGUCGACGGAGACGACUGCAGCUCGACGGUGCAAGCCAUAAGGGGCUACUGCCGGAAACGGAACAUGCCGUCGGACGUGUACCGGCCGGUGGUGCAGCAAGACGCUGACCGGUGCAGCGGUGGCAAGUUCCGGCUGACCGAUCUGAUCAGCGAGCUGCACAGGGUGUUCGCAGAGGACCGCGUCAACGUCGAGUACGUGCAGUACCUGAUGGAGUCGUACCGGAGCGACCCGGCCGAGUGGCUCAAAUACGCCAAGUUCAACAAGUUCCGGUACACCAGAAACCUGGUGGACGCGGGCAACGGCAAGUUCAACCUGAUGGUGUUGUGCUGGGGUGAGGGUGACGGUUCGUCCAUACACAACCACCCGGAGUCGGAUUGCAUAAUGAAAAUGCUCGCCGGACAGCUGACCGAAGUGAGGUUUGCAUGGCCCGAGAAGUCCGCAGUCGACGGCGACGACGUAGACGAAGACGACCAACAGCUCCAGCCCAUGUGCGAAAUAGGACGGACGCUCCUGGAAACGGAUGGCGUGUGCCACAUAAACGAUACGAUGGGACUACACCGCGUAGAAAACGCCAGUCACACCGACAAGGCCGUAAGUCUGCACUUGUACUGUCCACCGUUCGAAGAGUGCUCCACGUUCAACCAGCAAACCGGUCACAAGACGAUGGCUAAAUCGGCGUUUUGGUCAAUUUACGGCGAAAAAGUUUCCAAGAAACGUGCUGAAGAACAUGUACCUGCAGAUGAUAAUUAAGCUUGAGUUGCAAAAAUAAUCAUAUAUUUUUUAUGAUACCUUAUAUUUUUAUUUAGAUGAUGAAUUACUAAUUUUAUUAUACUAUCAUAUCACAAUACUAGCUAUUUCAAUGAUCGAUAUUGUUAUAUUAUAUUUUAUUAUAUACAAAAUGUUGUCUGAAAACGUAUGUCGUGUUAGAUAUAAUAUGUAUGAAUAUAUUAUACAUUAUUAUUAUCGGUAAAUGAUAUUGUAUUUUACUAUUUUAAUAUAUUAUUACAUAUUUUUUUAAAG